CGCAAAAAGAAAAAGAAAUAAAUGAAAAACUUCACUUCUUCUCAACAACGGAGAUGAGAGAGUUUUAAUGGAGGGUUUCAAUUCUGAGAUUACAGGUUCUUCAUGCUCCAUUCCUUCUGAACCUCCUGACAUAAGGAACUGGUUUUCAUCUUACAAGUAUGAUUCUUUUGUCUUGGAUACAUGCGAAAAUUUCGGAGGAAUGUCUUCAGAAGAAAGGAAAAACGACAAAUAUGAUUUGGCAAUUGGAGAAAUUAACAGAGAAAAAGAAGAAAAAGUUAAUGGGUAUGUAGAAAUCGGAAAUGCUGAUGAACGCGAUAACUUUAACAAUAUGGGGGUAAAAUUUUCAUUUGAUUUUACAUCUGCUUCUGGAAAAUAUGGGUUUUCUUGA
Hibiscus syriacus is the source of this 388-nucleotide messenger RNA. RefSeq lists its product as uncharacterized. NCBI's taxonomy places the organism in Eukaryota, Viridiplantae, Streptophyta, Magnoliopsida, Malvales, Malvaceae. The record is from RefSeq and is a predicted model, not a curated record. Bases 68 to 388 code for a protein of 106 amino acids. The transcript has 3 exons.